AGGGUCUAUGCGCCGUGAUGUGAGGAGGAGGAGGUCAGGAGGGUGAUGUCAGCAGUCAGGACCCGCGAGGUGUAUGCGAGCUGGUGUCUGCGAGCCGGGUGGAGGCGAGGAUUCAUCUCCGGGCCUCAGGCAGCAGGUUUCACCCUGGGCCUGGCUUCAUCGCCAUCCUGUCGACGGCUUGCUCAUUUCAGGCUCUGUUUUACUACUGUUCGGAGAGGCAAUAGUGGUGGACUCCCUGGCCUCGGUCCAGCGCGAGAGCCGGAGCGGAGAUGGAUACUGGUGCUCUGCGACAGGGUGAACUUAGGCCCAACCCCGAGCCAGAGUCUGCUCAGGAGAGAGUUAAGUGCAUCUGUAGGAUCUUCUCAGUAUAGCUUGAAGAAAGUGGAUCUGUCUCCAUUGGAAGGUCGGAAGUUCUAUUUCGAUACUCAUGCAGUGGUACGACAACUGGAAGAAUAUGGCUUCACCACUAAGCAGUCCGAGGUUGUGGUAGCUGCUCUGUUGAGAGUUAUGCACUCCAGCAUGGAAGUUACGUACAAGGACUUUGCAACCAAAAUUCAACAAGAGAUAAUGCUUCAGCACAUUAUGUCGCACAUGACUUCUGUGAAAAAGGACAUGAUCAUAUUGGAAAAGAGUGAGUUUUCAGCAAUACGAGCAGCGAAUGAAAAAUUGAAAAUUGAAUUGCAACAACUCAAAAAGCAGUUAAUAGAUGAAGUUGUCAAAGUUUCAUCAAACAACAAAUUGGACAUGAAUUUGGAAAAAAGUAGAGUUCAAGAAAUGUUGACAGAGCAUGAAAGGAGAGUACUGGAAACCAGAGCUGAUAUUGUAGAGUUGCAUUCGCAGCAAAACCGAGCUGUGACUCAAAUAAACCGAAAGAUAGAAACUGAAGUAGCAGGGCUCAAAACUCUGUUGGAAUCCCACAAGCUUGAUACCAUUAAAUAUUUAGCAGGUUCGGUUUUCACGUGUCUUACCGUAGUACUUGGAUUUUAUCGCUUAUGGAUAUGAAGUUUAAUCCCUCACUGGACCUUAAUAUUCAUCCUCAAGGUGUCAGGAAAAUGAACCAUAGUGAUUGUUUAUAAAUAUCUGGGACUUCAUCAUUUGAAAAGCUUGGAUGCCUUAAAGAAUCAAGACUUUCGCAUAUUAGUUUACUUCAAAAAACCUGCGUAAAUCUAUUGAAUUUUUUAAAUGUAAUAUAUGUAAGAAUCUUGUUACCAAAUUUGGUGUUGAUAAAAUAUGUAUGACUAAUGUAAAUUGUGUGGAUUGCACUUGUUAAUUUUGUACUAAUUUAACAAUUUAAAGCCUUUUUGCAUUUUUUCAACUACAAACAUGUAUUUAGUUUCCUCAAAAAUAAAUUUUUUCCACUUCUGUUGGGCAACCACAGAUUAAGUUCUCAGUGUUCAUAAUUAUAAAGUGAUGCACAAGAUCAUUUUGCUGUUUGAGUAGUAAUGGCUUAGACUUCUUGGGUACAAGCUAAAAAAAAAUGCUCCUAGAAGCUGAUGAGCAAUCGUUUAACAGUGAAGACACAAGUUUGGGAUAUUUUCACAUCUACAGAAACCAAAGCAAGAAUUGAAAAGUCACAUUUUUAAAUUUGUUUGCAUUGUUUCUAAUUCAUUUGGUAUAGAUCAUGACUAUUUAGGAACUAUUUGGUAAUAAACUGUCAUCGGUUACUGCUGGGGUUAAUCUCAUAAAUAUCAAAAGCAUUUAAGGAAUGAUUUGCUGGUUCCUAGUGCUUCUAGGAGAACUAUGUGAAUGAUGCAUCACCUUCAGUCAGUGGAGUAUCACGUCAAUGCCCAUAGUUUCAUAGAAUCUGGAUCUGCAGUGUUUUGUAAUGAGUCGAAAACAUGUAGAUAAUAUGAACAAGAAAAGCCAAAUGUAUUUCCUUUCUAUCAGGCUUUAAUUUCUUUUUCAACUUGUCUUGCAAAGCAUUUCUCUAUCUUCAGACUCUCACACGUAGUUGUUUCUACCACCUUGCCUGAUCAAUCUUUCCGAUUGUUAAAACAGAGGUGACAUGAGUGACUGCUGUGGCAUCACGAUAGCAUUUGACUGAGCAUGGCAUCAAGGAGCUCUAACAAAACUGGAGUCAAUGGGAAUCGGGGGAAAGCUUUCUGCUGGUUGAAGUCAGAGUAGAGGAUUAUAUUCAUGUGGAGCAAAGCCACACAGACCAGGGAAAUCUUGAGUUCAGCCAACAUUUAAUGAUGAAUUAAUUAAUCUCGGUUUAGGUAAUGUUAAGGUUGUUGCAAUUGGCCUCAGCACCUCUGCUAAGAGGGGAAAAAAAUCAGCUUUAGUUGCCAAGCCUGAUUACCAUCCAGUGACCCGUGCUAGAAAGUAUAAUUGCUACACCAUUUGCCUGGUUUUAGGUGGGUCAUAAUGCACAUGAUGCCCAGCAUAAUCUUGAUGUAAGUUAUAUUUUGGACUUGAGCAACAGUGUGUUGAGGGAAGUGAGUUGUUUAUUAUUGGAAGACUCAUCCCAAAACUGCUUGACUGAAGGAAACUGAUCAUCAGUUUUUCCCCUUAUGCACUUGACUGUUUUAACAAUAGAAUCAUAAUUUUUCUGUCGUAUCUUCUGCUGCAGCAGGUUUGAGAGAAGAGAGUUUCAUCCUUUGAAGCUUGAUGCUGUAGCAAGGAGCUGUUGUUUGAGGAUAAAGGUGACUUCCUUGUCCCAAUUCAUCUGUCCCAUCACCACCUCAUCUUAAACUACACCAAAUACUUACAGCUGCUGCUUUGUGGUAGUUAGGUGAAAGAAAUUAGUGUUAUGUAUGUUUCCUGGGUUUGACAGUAUUGGGUGUAGUAAAGAGCCACACCUAUUUUUGUACAUGAGGAUAUAGAAGUUAAAACCUCUAAUCAAGUGAAAUCUGUUGUACUGACUUCAUGUUACUCUUUAAUCUUAUAGUAAACCUGACUUGUUUAUAGUCUUAACUGUAUUGCCUGGUGGUGUUUAUUAUCUCAAAGGAAGAUGGCUGUGGUUGUUGAAGGUCAGUCAUCUGAGUUACAGGACAGCACUGCAGGAGUUUCUCAGGUUAGUGUCCUGGGCUCUUCAUCUUCAGCUGCUUCAUCAAUGACCUUUUCUUCUAUAUAAGGUCAGAUGUGGGGAUGUUCACUGAUGAUUGCGCAAUGUUCACCAUUCGCAACCCAUCAUACUGAAACAGUCUGUGUCCAAAUGCAGCAAGACCUGGACAAUAUCCAGGUUUGGGCUGGCUAGCAACAUUUGUGCCACACAAGUGCCAGGCAAUGACCAUCUUCAACAAGGGAGAAUCUAGCCAUUGACCAUUACAUUCAAUCGCAUUACCAUCGCUGAAUCCUCCAUUAUCAACAUCUUGGGGGUUACCAUUGACCUGAACUGGACUAGCCAUUGUAAAUACUGUGGCUACAAGUGCAGGUCAGAGGCUAGGAAUCCUGUGGCGAGUAACUCGCCUCCUGACUCCCUAAAGCCUGUCGACCAUCUAUAAGGCACAAGUUAGGAGUGUGAUGGAAUACCCUCCAUGAACCUGAAUGAGUGCAGCUCCAACAAUACUCAAACUACCUUUUAAGUAAGACUUGAAUAAAUAUUUACAUUCACUAAUUUAUCAGGAAAAUUUCUUGCCUUUUUAAAAAUGAAACCUACAAACACUUAAGAAUAAUUGGAAAUUUAAAAGCAUUUCUGUGUCUUACCUUGCAAAAUAUUGGGACAGCAAAAUAACCAUCAGUAUUUGAACCUAUCACGUUUUGGUCUGUAUCCCAGGUUCAGUUCCCAAUCAGUGCUGUUAGUUGAUAUAAGUCUGCAUGGAACUAAAAAUGCCACAAUUUGACCUCUGUGCCACUGUAUAGAGAGAAUAGGAUAAGAUUUUCAACCCCAUUGUUAUUCAGUGAUCCGUGAUGGAAAGUGCAUGCAUGGGGACUGGGUUAUGUCUUUCAUGGUGACCAGUCAGCAUCUACCACCUACAUUCUUAGGUGCAGAGAAGUCACAUGGAUGAGAUACACAAGGGUAUCUGAUGCCUGUGGAGUUUUCCCAGUGGGAGUCAAUUCCUUCCGGAAUAGCAAACAAAAAUUUACCAAAAAAGUUGAAUUUUCUAUUAACUUUGUGUCUGAGAGGAAGUGUUAACUUUGAGCUCACCCAAUUCAAUGUAAUGCUAAUAGUUGCGGUUUCUCCUGUUGAAAUUUAAAGUUGCUUUCUGCAAGUAGAGUUUUAAGGCUUAAAAGGAAAUGCUUUUUGGACUUUAAAUAUUCCAUGUAUUUAAUGUUGAAAUCUUGAGUAUCUGCUCCUGCAGUUCUAUCUUGGGCUCACAUUGACAUUUGUAACGUCUAUGUGAACAAUCACUAAAAAUAAUAAAAUGCAUUUUAACAGGA
Messenger RNA from Carcharodon carcharias (great white shark), 4320 nucleotides. Its product is annotated as mitochondrial calcium uniporter regulator 1-like. Lineage: Eukaryota; Metazoa; Chordata; Chondrichthyes; Lamniformes; Lamnidae. Gene Ontology annotation, biological process: calcium import into the mitochondrion; positive regulation of mitochondrial calcium ion concentration. The record is from RefSeq and is a predicted model, not a curated record. Gene Ontology annotation, cellular component: mitochondrion; mitochondrial inner membrane. The coding region runs from base 46 to 1002 and encodes 318 amino acids. The transcript is spliced from 9 exons.